AUGCCUGGUUUCUUUUACAAAGGGAAAGACAAGUUUCCCCGGCUAAGAGAUACUUUGCUCUUAGGAGUGUUUUGGUUUGAUUUUUUUUGCAGAAAAGCUCCGUCCCUCAGGACAGAGGCACCGUUAAGAGACGCAGAGAACCCCCAAGACAAAGGAACUCUGAAUAAGCUCAGAGAUCCCGAGAACCUGCAGACACCCUUCCUUCCCGGUCUUCAAAGGCGCCGUCGCGCGUGGGCCUCAAGACUGCGCGGAGAGACCCCGAGACAGCUUAGGCUUCCCCUCAGGCGCUCCGUCUGGUCCGCCUCUCCCCUCGGCAAAAUCCCGCCCAGAAAAGGCGAUUCAUUGACUUCGCUGUUUUAAGACUGCCGGGCGCCGACAGGCCAGGCAAACCGAAAGGAGAAGUGGAGAAACUCGGCGGCGAAGCUGGAUCCGAGCUGGGGAAGGGGCGGCUGGCUGGCUGCCUGCUGCCUGCUGCCGGGGCCAGCUUGACGGCCCAGAGACCGAAACCAGGGCGUGAUUUUGUGUGGGAAAUAGGCCGGACGGUGUUUUAAGGGAAGACCCGUUUCCAGUGGCGGCGGCGGCGCGGCAAGGACAGAGAAUGGGGGCCGCCCGACUGCUGCGGGCCGUCUUUUGGGGCCUGCUCCUCCCGCUGCACUCUUGAUCAAACCAAGAAUUCUUCCUACACCCAAGUCUUUUUGAAGUAACCAGAGCAUCCUUUCUGAGAAGACCUUGAAUGAUUAACGCUGAAGAAGGAAUCUUGCAUGCACUUAAGAGUGAAAAUCCUCAAUUAACAAAGGACUACUGCAUAUAUUAUAAUCCUAAUUGGACCUCUCUUCCCAGUGCCUUAAGUAACACUACUUCUACGAGACUGGAGUUCUUGACUCCCAAAUUGCUUUGCAGUCGCUCGGAUGCUACUCGUGAAACUGUCAAGGACAAAGCAAUUGUAGUGAUGAGGGGAAACUGCACUUUUUUGGAAAAGGCAGAGCUUGCUCAAAGUCUUGGUGCUAAAAUUCUGCUGAUUGCCAGUGAAAGCGGGCUAAAUACCCCUCACGGUAACAAGACUCAAAAUAUCACCAUCCCAAUUGCACUUGUAAGAAAUGAGGAUAUAAUUGAUUUGAAACAGAAUCUUGGAAAGAACGUGAACAUGACAUUGUAUGCACCACCCGUGCCAAACUUUGACUACAGCAUGGUGGUUAUCUUUCUGAUCGCUGUACUCUGCGUAGCAGCGGGAGGCUACUGGAGUGGAAUAGCAGAGCUUGAGAAUCUGAAGGUGGUUCCAAGCGGGGGAAGCAGUGACUCAAAGAAUGAGGAAAAUGUGACUUUGACUCCUGUGGCCAUUGUUGUCUUUGUUGCCAUCUGUUGUAUUAUGCUAGUCUUGAUGUACUACUUCUACAAAUGGCUUGUAUAUGUCGUCAUUGCAGUUUUCUGCUUGGCAUCUGCAACGAGCCUGUUCCACUGUCUUUCUGCCCUAGUUAGAAAAAUACCUUAUGGACAAUGCAGGUUUCCAUGCUGGAACAAAUGCAUCGAAGUGAGACUCCUUUUUCUCGGUGUAAUGUGCAUAGCAACAUCUGUUGUUUGGGCGGUGUUUCGGAACGAAAAUCGCUGGGCCUGGAUUUUGCAAGAUCUCUUGGGGAUUGCUUUCUGUGUGAACUUCAUUAAAACACUCAAAUUGCCCAACUUUAAGUCGUGUGUGAUUCUCCUCGGCCUCCUCCUUGUAUAUGAUGUAUUUUUUGUCUUCAUCACACCAUACCUUACAAAAAGUGGAGAAAGUAUAAUGGUUGAAGUUGCAGCCGGUCCUUUUGAAAACAGCGAAAAGAAUGAUGGAAACUUGGUGGAAGCCUCUGCUGAGCGGUCAGCUCCUCAUGAGAAAUUGCCAGUGGUAAUCAAAGUGCCUAGACUGGUAUUCUCUGCAACGAUGUUAUGUGCAAUGCCAUUUUCAUUACUUGGAUUUGGUGAUAUUGUUGUACCAGGUCUCUUGGUCGCCUAUUGUCACAGGUUUGACGUUCAGACAAGCUCUUCCUCUGUGUAUUUCAUUUCCUGUACUAUAGCUUAUGCUGCUGGCAUGUUGAUCACAUUUAUGGGUCUGGCCCUAAUGAAGAUGGCACAGCCAGCCCUUCUCUAUUUAGUACCAUGUACACUCAUUGUCUGCACGCUACUUGCUUUGUAUCGCAAAGAGAUGAAAAAGUUCUGGAGUGGCAACAACUAUCAGGUGAUGGAUCCCAUGGAUUUCACUGCUAAUGAAGAAAAUUCAACGAGAGCCAAUGAACAACAUGAAGGACAGUAACAGGGCACCUAAAAUAAUGUAUUAAGAUUUUCUACUCAAAAUAUUAUAGAGACUGGUCUAAUUUUUAAAUUGGAAUAUUUCUUACAAUUUAUUAUGAAAAGAAUUGCCUUUUUUAGACUUGCACAUAUAUUUUUGUGAAAAGCUUACUGUUGAUGAUGCUAUCAGAAUGCAUUCAGCUCUUUAUUUUUUAAAGUGCCAAACUCUUUUCAAUAAAUCCGUGCCUUGCUCACUUUGAAAGGUUGUUGCCUGUGAGAUAGAUAGUAUUUUUACUUAUUGCCCAACUUGCUGCUGUGUAUAAGGCUUUCUGAGUGAUACUUCAUUAAAGUUGUUUUAGCUGCAGAGUGGCGGAAACGACAAAUGUUUUGCACAGAAUCUUUGGGUAGCAGUAAAUGAAGAAUUAUGCUUUGGUUGGACCAUAGGUAACUGUGCGAUUGUAAUAAGGCGUGGAUUGCUACAAAGUUGCAAUGCGGGAUAAACAGAGAUAGUUAAACAGAUGAAUUUAUCAUAGCCUUUUAACCCAGUUCUUGUUGAAGAUGGGCAACUGUUCCAUUGUCUUAUCUUUUCAUGCAGAUUUAUUUUCUUUACCUAGCUGUGUGAACAGCAAACCAGGUUAAAAAUAAUAAACCUAGAAUAAAUAAGAACCAAGAAAACAGAUAUUUUCUUUCAUUUUAAACACAAAUUAAUGUUAUGUAAUUUCCAUGCCAGGGAUUCAGGAAUCCUUUUAAAACUGCCAUUAACUGUUGUUGUUGUUUUUUAGUAAGGACAUGGAUCACCAAAAAGUAUUGUUCAUCAACUGUUAUUCUUAAAGGGUUAUCCUGUCUUAGAGGAAGAAUUUUUAAUUGUGGUAGCUUGUGUAAUUGAUAGUCUCUGAAAUGCAAAUGUAUUAUUCAUCCUUAUGUAAGUUAAGGCCAGGCCUCACUUCUGCCAUUUUUACUCUUUUCAUUCACUAAGCACCUGACAAUGAAUGAAAUUAUCAAUUUGGAUUUGGGAAAAAAUUCACAUCUAUGACAGCAUCUUCAACAUCUUUCACUUUAGAAACUCUAAUGAAGAAAAAGCUCACAGUUUGAGCAGGAACACAUUUUGAAACCAAAGAUACUUGGAGGAAUCUGCAACAGACUGUUACAUCUGAACUUGGGACUAAGGCAAUGGUAAUGAGAAAUCAUGGACCUAAUGGGAAACUUCUUUAUAAACCAGAGGAGACUGGAAGCUUCUGGUUUUAAACUAACCACAGUUUCUUUUGACAUCUGAACUUGAGGAACUAUGGUUUGCUUAAACUACUGUUGGUGAGAACAAGCCAGGAUCUGAAAUCAGGGUUUUGAUUCUGGCUUGUUUUCACUAAACAUAAUUUAAACAAGUCACAGUACUGAUGUCUGAGGAAACUGGUUUGUUUAAAAUUGGAAGCAAAAGCAUGCAAGAGGAGGAGAAGGAGAGGGAUGGUGUGCAAGGCCAAGAUUUGAUGUAGCUUUUUCUUGUAGCAGGAAUCCAUGGCUUCCUCUUACAUUUGAAGGGCUUAUUCUACAGAGCCGUUUAAAUGCACUGUCUGCCCCUUUUGAAAAUGAUUCAGUACCUCGAAGCGCCCCCCCCCCGUGUUCUCCUCCAUGCGGUAGUAAUCACAUGGAGGAAGAAAGCAGGACAUUGCCAAGUAGCCCCUCUGUUGUAGCCCUGGUCUGCUAUGUGUGGACAGUGGGGUUGCAGGAUAAGGGCCCCACUUUCUUCCUCUACACAAUUAUGAUCAUGCGGAAGAGAGUGCCAGAAUGGGGCUUGAGAUGGCACCACAUCAAUACAAUUCAGUCCGUUAACCAGAAAAUGGAUUAUUCAGCCCCUUUCCUCAUGAGAGAACUUCAACUAUGUAUUGAGAGGAAAAAGAAAGUGGUGUAGGGGUGUGAUCUUCUUAACUGCAGGCACAAUCUACCAGGACCACCUCCUACAUAUGUAAUAUUUCCACAU
Messenger RNA from Rhineura floridana, 4231 nucleotides. RefSeq names its product signal peptide peptidase like 2A (gene SPPL2A). Gene Ontology annotation, cellular component: cytoplasmic side of endoplasmic reticulum membrane; lysosomal membrane; lumenal side of endoplasmic reticulum membrane. The coding region runs from base 734 to 2284 and encodes 516 amino acids. Gene Ontology annotation, molecular function: aspartic endopeptidase activity, intramembrane cleaving. The record is from RefSeq and is a predicted model, not a curated record. Lineage: Eukaryota; Metazoa; Chordata; Lepidosauria; Squamata; Rhineuridae. The transcript has 17 exons. Gene Ontology annotation, biological process: membrane protein proteolysis.